Penicillium taxi is the source of this 1104-nucleotide messenger RNA. RefSeq lists its product as uncharacterized. The transcript has 2 exons. The record is from RefSeq and is a predicted model, not a curated record. NCBI's taxonomy places the organism in Eukaryota, Fungi, Ascomycota, Eurotiomycetes, Eurotiales, Aspergillaceae. The coding region runs from base 1 to 1104 and encodes 367 amino acids.
AUGCACUUCAUUAACAAGUACACCGUGGCUGUGGUUGCCUCCCUCGCUGCUGUCAGUGAGGCCGAGCACCACGCCUUCCCUCGCCGUCACAUUGCCCACGCUCGUGGUAUCAACGGCACUGUUCCCAGUGGUAGCUCCACUACCACUUACUUUGUGACCCCGACUCCCUUCGGUCACCAGGCUUUCACCAGCAGUGCUGCUCCCUCUGGUGCUGCCUCCAGCGCCAUCUCUUCUUCCAGUGCCGCUGCUUCUGCUUCAUCUUUGGGUGCCUCUUCCUCUGGUGCCGCUGCUUCGGCUUGGGGCAGCUCUAGCUCUGGUAUCGCUGCUUACUCUACUCCUUUGACCACUCCCUCCGUCAUCCUCAGCACUGGUGUUGCUGUUAAAGGUGAUUCCCAGGUCACUUCCACUGCUGGCUCUGGCUCUGGCUCUGGCUCUGGCUCUGGCUCCAGUUCCGAUCUGAUCGUCACCUACACUCUCGGCUCUGGCACUUCCACCAGCGUUGUGACUACCACCAUCCACCGCACUGCCACUAACGAGCACACUGCCUGGGCUACCGAUGCUGCCACCAGCGGUUCCGAUGAUGUCGAGAUCACCACCACCGUCCAGGGCACCAAGACCGAGACCUUGACUCUGACUCACCUUCCCUCUGCCUCUAGCAGCAGCGGCAGCGGCAGCGGUAGCGGCAGCAGCGGUGAGGGUUCUUGCAACCAGGCCACUGUCACCGUCACGGCCACUGAGACCGUCACUGUUAACGCCGCUGGUGUCACCUCCACCUCCACCUCCACCCCUACCUCUGUUUCCACCAUCGGUAAAGAGCAGACCGGUGGUAGCGGUAGUGACAGCAGCAGUGGCUCCGACUCUAGCUCCAGCGCUGGCCCCGACUCUACCAGCACCAAGUCUUCCCCUAGCGCUACCGGUGCCCACUACGGCAACGGUACUCUUCCCAUUACCUCCAGCAGCAUUCCCGCCCCGUCUGGCUUUGCCACCAGCAGCUCGGCCUUCUACGCCUCUGGAUCUGCUACCCCCUCCGGCGCUGCCUCCUCUAUCCCCUACCUGGUCCCCAACAACGCCUACCCCACCAACUUCCGUCGCCGAUUCAUCUAA